This is a messenger RNA of Closterium sp. NIES-65, 804 nucleotides long. The record is from the annotation of a GenBank genome assembly. NCBI's taxonomy places the organism in Eukaryota, Viridiplantae, Streptophyta, Zygnematophyceae, Desmidiales, Closteriaceae.
AUGCAAUUCACCUCCUUGCAUCAUCAAACCCCACCAUCCUGCACCCCUCUCCUCUCCUUCCCCUUCCCCCUUCCCCCUUCCGCCUUACCCCUUCCCCCUUCCCCCUUCCGCCUUACCCCUUCCCCCUUCCCCCUUCCGCCUUACCCCUUCCCCCUUCCCCCUCCCGCCUUACCCCUUCCCCCUUCCUCCUUCCGCCUUACCCCUCCCCCCUUUCGCCUUACCCCUUCCCCCUUACCCCUUCCCCCUUCCUCCUUCCGCCUUACCCCUCCCCCUUUCCGCCUUACCCCUUCCCCUUUCCCCCUUCCGCCUUACCCCUCCCCCCUUCCCCCUUUCGCCUUACCCCUUCCCCCUUCCCUCCCUCACCUGCAGGAGUCAGGCACGCAGCUGGCCAUGGGCCUCACAUGCGACUCGCCUCCCUGCAAUGUGAGAGAGGGGAGAGUGGCAGGGACUGGGGCGAGCGUGCCAACGCACAUGACGCUCACGCCCCUCUCGGACAGCAGCGGGAGUGAGUCGAGUGUGCCAACACGCAUGGCCAUCACAGCCCUCCCGGAAAACACGAGCAGCGAGCUGAGGGUGGAGGCGACCGACCGGCCGGGGCUGCUCAUGGAGAUCGUGGAUGUGCUCACAGGGAUGUCCAUCAGCGUGACGUCAAAAGAGAUCGACACCGAGGGCGUGGUGGCGAAGGAUGUGUUCACGGUGUCAUACCAUGGGGGGCCACUGGAUGAUGAGAUGACCACGCUCACACUCAACGCCCUCAACCACACUCUCUCCCGGCCAGACAUCAAAGCAGAGGAAAGUUAUUAG